This is a messenger RNA of Aureobasidium namibiae CBS 147.97, 1242 nucleotides long. Its product is annotated as mitochondrial acetylornithine aminotransferase. Gene Ontology annotation, molecular function: identical protein binding; transaminase activity; pyridoxal phosphate binding. Gene Ontology annotation, biological process: arginine metabolic process. The transcript has 2 exons. NCBI's taxonomy places the organism in Eukaryota, Fungi, Ascomycota, Dothideomycetes, Dothideales, Saccotheciaceae. The coding region runs from base 1 to 1242 and encodes 413 amino acids. Gene Ontology annotation, cellular component: mitochondrial matrix. The record is from RefSeq and is a predicted model, not a curated record.
AUGGUCCCCACAUACGUCCGCCCUCCGCCCAUGUUCCAGAAGGGAGAAGGCUGCUUCUUGUGGGAUGUUGAGAACAGACAAUACCUCGACUUCACAUCAGGAAUCGCCGUCAAUGCUCUGGGUCACUGUGAUCCCGAGAUGUCCAAGCUGCUCGCUCAGCAAGCGCAAACCCUCGUACACACCUCCAACCUAUACCACAACCCCUGGACCGGCGCAUUGUCUAAGCUGCUCGUGGAAAAGACGGUCGAAUCAGGCGCCAUGGCCGACGCGGCACGAGCAUUCAUCUGCAACUCUGGCUCCGAAGCCAACGAGGCCGCCAUCAAGUUCGCUCGCAAAUGCGGUCGCACCGCCGAUGAAUCGGGAAACAAGCACGAGAUUGUCUCGUUCCACAACUCUUUCCACGGACGCACAAUGGGCUCCUUGUCAGCCACUCCCAACCCAAAGUACCAGAAGCCUUUUGGCCCCAUGGUUCCUGGCUUCAGAUACGGCACUUACAACGACAUCUCUGCCAUCAACGACCUCGUCACUGAGAAGACCUGUGGUGUCAUCAUCGAGCCCAUUCAGGGUGAGGGCGGUGUCAACGUCGCAACCGACGACUUCCUACUCGCCCUCCGACGCCGCUGCACAGAAGUCGGCGCCAUCCUCAUCUACGACGAGAUCCAAUGCGGUCUCGGACGCACCGGCACCAUGUGGGCUCACGGAGCUCUCCCCAAGGAAGCACACCCCGACGUGCUCACCACCGCAAAGGCCCUCGGCAACGGCUUCCCCAUCGGCGCCACCAUUGUCACCGAGAACGUCUCCAGCAAAAUCGUCACUGGCGACCACGGCACCACUUUCGGCGGAAACCCUCUGGGCUCUCGUCUUGCACACUACAUCGUUGGCCGUCUGUCCGGCGCCGAGAUCCAAGAUGGCGUGCUUGCAAAGGAAAAGAUCUUCCGCCAGCGUUUCGAGCAAUUGAAGAACAAAUACUCCGAUGUCAUCACCGAGGUUCGUGGACGUGGUUUAUUGCUCGGUGUGCAGCUAUCUCAAGAUCCCACUCCUGUGAUCACUGCUGCCCGUGAACGCGGUCUGCUGAUCAUUACUUGCGGAACCAACACACUCAGAUUUGUGCCUCCGCUCAUCGUCUCCGAGACCGAGAUCAACCAAGGCAUGGAUAUUCUUGAGGAUGCCAUGAAGGCUGUUUUCAGAACCGAUGAGCACAUUCCCGGUACUGAUGGCCAGCAAGAGAUGCGUGCCUCGUAG